Pichia membranifaciens NRRL Y-2026 is the source of this 1630-nucleotide messenger RNA. RefSeq lists its product as hypothetical. The transcript has a single exon. Lineage: Eukaryota; Fungi; Ascomycota; Pichiomycetes; Pichiales; Pichiaceae. Gene Ontology annotation, molecular function: NADPH dehydrogenase activity; FMN binding. The record is from RefSeq and is a predicted model, not a curated record. Bases 312 to 1508 code for a protein of 398 amino acids.
GGAGCGGCUGUGUUUUCUGGCAUUAAUAAUCGGGUAGGGAGAUGAUGGCAUUAUUAAUCGGAAAAUGAUGUUUCAUGCCGGACAUACAAGGAGUAUCUCCAGACCUGCGAGGAAUUUACAAGCUGUUCUAGCGUAUAAAAGAAGUAUCGGUUGCUGUUGAAGAAAAAAAUGCUUGCCGUGAUCUAUUCGUGCAUAUACUACAUUGGUUCAGAAUUGAGAAGUAAGAAAACAAAGAAGUCGUCUUCGAAGUCAAAGUCGAAGCUGAAAACCAAGAACACCCCCGAAAUAAACAACAAAAACAAACUGCAACAAUGACAGCAACUUUAGCCAACAGUAACCUAUUCAAACCCAUCAAGGUCGGCCCGGUCGAGUUGAAAAACCGUCUUGUGCAUGCGCCAACCACCAGGUUCAGAAACACCGACGAGUUUGUGGCCACGGACUCGAUGCUUGACUACUACACCGAGAGGGCCACCGACAACGGCGGUCUGUUGAUUGUCGAGGCGACGUUUCCGUCGCCGGAGUUCGGGCUCUUUGAGCGUGCUCCGAUGAUCAAGACCCCGCAGCAAGUGAAGGCGUGGCGGAGAAUCACCGACUCGGUCCACGCCCAGGGGUCCUCGAUCACCCUCCAGCUCUGGAACUUGGGCAGAGUGGCCGACCCUGCUUUGUUGCAGAAGCACAACCUCCCAUUUGUGGGGCCCUCUGCGAUCUACCUCGACGAGGCGUCCGAAAAGGCCGCCAAGGAAGCCGGAAAUGAGUUGAGGGCUAUCACAGUCCCUGAGAUAAAGGCGAUGGUUGCAGAGUACGCCGCAAGCGCCAAAAGAAGCAUCGACGAAGCUGGGUUCGAUAUGAUUGAGAUCCAUGCAGCCAACAUGUACUUGCCAGACCAGUUCUUGCAAGAAACGUCGAACACCCGGACGGACGAGUACGGCGGGUCGCUUGAAAACCGGGCAAGGUUCAUCUUGGAGACCGUGGACGCAUGCAUUGCUGCAGUCGGUGCAGAGCGUGUUGCGAUCCGGUUCUCCCCUUACUCGGAGUUCCAGGGCUCCUUGGGAGCCCAUGCCGAAACCAACCCCAUUGUCACCUGGGGCUAUGUUUUGAGCGAGUUGGAGAAAAGAGCCAAGCACGGCAACCGGUUGGCCUACAUCUCGAUUGUUGAGCCACGGGUCUCAGGGACUGACGAGCACCCGGACACAGACCCUGUCGACUUCUCCUGGCCCGACCACAUCUGGAGGGGCAUUCUACUCAGAUCGGGCGGAUACCUCAGCAAGGACGCCAUUGCUCGGCUGCCCGACGUGGUCAAUUCGAACAACCAUACGUUGAUUGGGGCUGGGCGCUACUUCUCCUCCAACCCAGACCUGGUCAACAGGGUCAGAAACACCCUGGAGAUGACGCAGUACGAGAGAAGCACUUUCUACACUGUCGGCAACGUCGGGUACUUAGAUUUCAGAGAGUCUGGCCAACCGCUAGACCAUUCCAAGGACCAUCUCGUUCCAAAACCGUUGGCAUGAGUGCGUUGCUAGAAACGAUAGAUGAAUUUUAUGAUAGUUUUGCUUUAUAUGUAUUUGUACGCUAAGAGCUUAUUUAAUGGUAAACGAACAGAGAUGAACAUACUAAAUAGAUACUUGCGGGA